AUGAAGAUGGUGAGCUUAUUCUGCAUUGUGAUGUUUAUGUGUUCAAUGUGGAUGAUGGGUGAAGCUAGAAUUCCAGGAGUUUACUCCGGUGGUGCAUGGCAAAAUGCCCAUGCUACCUUCUAUGGCGGUUCUGAUGCUUCUGGUACCAUGGGAGGAGCUUGUGGGUAUGGGAACUUGUACAGCCAAGGGUAUGGAGUUAACACGGCGGCAUUGAGCACUGCCUUGUUCAACAACGGGUUGAGCUGCGGUGCUUGCUUCGAGAUCAAAUGUGCUAGUGAUCCCAGGUGGUGCCAUUCAGGGAGUCCUUCCAUCUUCAUCACCGCCACCAACUUUUGCCCGCCCAACUAUGCUCUCCCGAACGACAAUGGCGGGUGGUGCAACCCUCCUCGCCCUCACUUUGACCUCGCCAUGCCCAUGUUCCUCAAGAUUGCCGAGUACCGUGCUGGCAUUGUCCCCGUUUCUUACCGCCGAGUGCCAUGCCGGAAGAUGGGAGGGAUACGGUUCACAAUAAACGGGUUCCGUUACUUCAACCUGGUUCUGAUCUCCAACGUAGCGGGAGCAGGGGAUAUCGUGAAGGUAAGUGUGAAAGGAAGUAGAAGCGGUUGGAUGAGCAUGAGCCGGAACUGGGGUCAGAACUGGCAGUCAAACGCGGUGCUUGUGGGUCAGACACUGUCGUUCAGGGUGACAGGCAGUGACAGGCGCACUUCCACCUCUUGGAACAUCGUUCCCUCCCAUUGGCAGUUUGGUCAAACAUUCACUGGCAAGAAUUUCAGGGUUUGAACACAACUUUGGAACCAGGAAAAAAAAGCAGCAGCAAUUAUUAACCCCAUGAUAUAACUUUUUUUUUAUUUUUAAAUGGAAGUUUCCCACCAUAAUAUAUUACGAUGUUUUAGGGGCGGAGUUCCGUUUUAACCAAUUGGAUUGGGGGUGUUUUUUGUUUUGGUUCGGGCAUUUGGAAUGGUGGGUUUUGUUUUUGUGAUGUGGUUUGAAGGGAAGGACUGAGGCGGCUGCACAGAAAUGUAGCCCGCAGCCUAUAAGUGUUGAGGGAUUUUAGGACCUUUUAUGUAUUUUAGUUUAAUUGAAUUAUAAUAUAUAUUUGGUUUGUUUCUUAUCA
Messenger RNA from Hibiscus syriacus, 1114 nucleotides. Its product is annotated as expansin-A4-like. The record is from RefSeq and is a predicted model, not a curated record. The transcript is spliced from 3 exons. Bases 1 to 780 code for a protein of 259 amino acids. Gene Ontology annotation, biological process: plant-type cell wall organization. NCBI's taxonomy places the organism in Eukaryota, Viridiplantae, Streptophyta, Magnoliopsida, Malvales, Malvaceae. Gene Ontology annotation, cellular component: extracellular region.